Molecule: messenger RNA, 2787 nt
Organism: Melanaphis sacchari
Lineage: Eukaryota; Metazoa; Arthropoda; Insecta; Hemiptera; Aphididae
Exons: 9
Coding region: 22-2787 (921 amino acids)
Source: RefSeq, a predicted model, not a curated record
UUUCCGAAUACUUUGGCGAAUAUGAAUAAAAAGAAUUGGUCAAUGAAAUGGGUCGUGGCAAAAUUCAUAGAUACUAAAGAUUAUAGUGUUCUUCCCAUAAAUUGGCUGGUAGAAAAUGAAACUGAAAAGUUGAUCACCAGCACAAUCAAAUUUUGUAAAUGGCCACCGAUAAGAUCUGUGACUAGCGAUGAUCUGAAUAAAGCUGUGAAACCAAAAGAUUCUUGGACACAGUAUGAAAUUAAGAUACUUGGCGGUAACAAAACUCACGACAACUUUAGUAAAGCAUGGCAUGUUCAAGUAGUGACUUCUGAUAAUGAAGAACCAGUGGCAAAAAAAAAAUGCAAUACUCCAGUGACUGAUAGUUCAGAUGACGAAGAUAUAGGUUUUGUUAUUGCUCCAGCUAUAUCUAAUAGUUUAUUGAUUGGUUCUCAAGACAUGACUUUUAAAGACAGCAUACCACAAUUGUCUACAACUCCAAUAUAUACAGAUAUGUCAAUUAUACCAACAGAGCCACAAUCAUCAACUGCUUCUUCAAUAUACAGAAAUAUAUCAAUAACAGAGCCACAAUCAUUUACUAAUCAAAUAACUUCAGAUCAACAUUCUGCAGAAAGGUCCAUCUUAGAACAGAUAUCUAAUUUUGAAGUAUAUCAAAAUGAGUUUAGCAGCUCACAACAGUCGCAACUCAUAAUAUCUUCAAAUGACGCCAACACAUCCACCAACACAAGUUUAAGAACGUAUGAAGGGUCCAUAACAUCUAGUAGAAGAGUAAAAAAUAUUGGAACCAUAUCGAAUCGUCAAUUUAAAAGGCGACUUAAAAAUGAACUUGAAACUUCCAAUCAAACAUUUAAUCCAACAGAAGUAAUAAAACCUUCCAUUGAACAUAGCAACAAUGUAAAGCCUAUCAAUGCAGAAAUUAGUUUGGAACCAUUAUUAUAUCAACAUUUACAAGAAGAAGUUAUGUUACCUGUAAUGGCACGUGCAUCUUAUAAUGAUAUUUCAAAAAGAGUUCAGCCAAUUUUUGAAAAAGAAGUUACUAAUGAAGAUUCAAAUCAAGACUUAAUAAAAAAACUUCGUAAAUGGGCUGUAAACUUUAAUGUGUCUCAUGGAAGUGCCAAUGAAAUAUUAUCCAUUCUGCGUAGUAUUGGUUUAAAGGUGCCAAAAGAUAUAAGAACUAUUUUACAUGAACAUAAGGCUAAUCAUCCAAUAAAUGAAAUUCAAAAUGGUUCCUAUCUAGAUAUAGGCAUAUUAAAUAUAAUCAAACCUCAUUUAGUCAAACAGAUAAAACAUAUUCCUAAUAAUAUAACUAUUAAAUUAAGUUUUAAUAUUGAUGGCCUGCCCUUAGCAAAGAGCUCAAAAACUCAGUUUUGGCCUAUCUUAUUAUCAUUUGUUAACUUACCUAUUUUUGUAAAAAAGAUUUUUCCUGUUGGUAUUUAUCAUAGUUAUAAAAGCAAACCUGGAAAUAUAAAUGAAUUUUUUAGACCAUUUAUAAUUGAGCUACAAAACUUAUUAACUUGCGGUAUUAAAAUUGAAAAUAAACAUAUAAACUUUGAAAUUGUUCAUAUUAUAGCUGACGCGCCAGCAAAAUCGUUCUUAUUGAAUGUCAAGAAUCAUAAUGGGUAUUUUUCUUGUAAUUCAUGUGAAAUAGAAGGAGAUUAUUUAGAAAAAAGAGUAUGCUUUUUAGGUGAGUCUGCUCCAUUACGUAGUAAUGAAUCAUUUAGAUCUAAAUCUAAUUCCGAGUAUCAUAAAGAUGGUGUAAGUCCUCUAAUAGAACUUCCUAUAGAUGUUACGAGCACAGUUGUCCUCGAUUAUAUGCAUUGUGUUUGCCAAGGGGUAAUGAAACGCCUUCUUGAGUUUUGGAUACGGGGGAAAAAACCAGUUAGAAUUAUAGAAGAAAAAAAAUCUAAUAUUUCUCUAUCUUUGUUCAAUUUAAGAAAGUCAGUACCAUCGGAAUUUGCUCGCCUGCCAAGAUCCCUCGAUGACCUUGAAUUUUGGAAAGCUACAGAAUUUAGAGAAAUUCUUCUAUAUACAGGGGUUAUUGUAUUGAAGUCGAAUUUAAAAAAAGAAUUUUAUGAACACUUUCUUCUAUUAGUUGUAUCGAUUCGAAUAUUAUGCUCAAAUCAAAUUAGUAAUGAAAAUAAUAAUUUAGCAUUAAAGCUUUUACGACAAUUUGUUGAAAACUAUUCAUCGCAUUAUGGUCCUCAAUUUAUUAACUAUAAUGUCCACAGUUUAAUCCACUUACCAUUUUAUGCACAUUUACAUGGAUCUUUGGAUAACUUUAGUGCAUUUAAAUAUGAAAACUAUCUUCAGAUACUCAAAAAGUCUAUGAAGUGUUGUAGAUACCCACUUUCUGAAAUUAAAAAUAAAAUAACCGCAUCUGAAGGAGAAGAAUUAAUAGCCGUUUCGACUUAUGAUGAGAAUAAUUUAAUUAAAUCUUUUAAGAUAAAUGAAAAUAUUUCAAAUUUUGGAACCACUUAUUAUAACCAAAUUACAUUAAAUUCCAACAAUUAUAUUCUUAGUUGUAGUAAUCCGAAAGAUCAGUGUAUCAUCUUGGAUGAUGACAGUAUUGCAAUAAUUCAAAAUAUAUAUAAACAAAAUUCAAAAAUUGAUAACACUAUUCAAUUAUCUGUUGUAAAAAUCUUAACUAUAAACGAUUUAUUUAUAAAACCAGUGCCCAGUAGACAUGUUGGAAUUUAUUUAAUUAAUACCAAUUGUAUAUCAAGUCCCUAUAAUAUUGUUUUAAACACUAGCUUAAACAUCAAUUCUAUAUUUUUAUUUCAAAAUCAAUAA